Messenger RNA from Staurois parvus, 336 nucleotides. Lineage: Eukaryota; Metazoa; Chordata; Amphibia; Anura; Ranidae. The record is from the annotation of a GenBank genome assembly.
GUGGGCACAGGUGGGUGGCACUGGUGGGCACAGGUGGGUGGCACUGUGGGCACAGGUGGGGGCACAGAGUGGCACAGGUGGGUGCACUGCUGGGCACAGGUGGGGGCACUGCUGGGCACAGGUGGGUGCACUGCUGGGCACGGGUGGGCGGAGCUAGUGGGCGCACUGCUGGGCGGAACUUGCGGGUGUCACUGCUGGGCACCGAUCAUCAGGGCACUGAUCAUCAGUGCCCUGAUGAUCGGUGCCGAUCCCCGCUCUGACAACUGCCGGUUCUCGGCAGUACUUUCCUCACGAUCUGACAGCGUGAGGAAAGUGCAGCCGAGAACCGGCACUUGC